Messenger RNA from Lactuca sativa (garden lettuce), 3147 nucleotides. RefSeq names its product G-type lectin S-receptor-like serine/threonine-protein kinase At1g67520. Gene Ontology annotation, biological process: protein phosphorylation. Gene Ontology annotation, cellular component: plasma membrane. Lineage: Eukaryota; Viridiplantae; Streptophyta; Magnoliopsida; Asterales; Asteraceae. Gene Ontology annotation, molecular function: protein serine/threonine kinase activity; ATP binding. The record is from RefSeq and is a predicted model, not a curated record.
AUGGUAAAUCCAUACCUCUAUACUAAAAACACACACAAAUCUUUUGUUCUAUAUGCAAUUUUGUGCAUACUUGCAGGAGCUUUAGGCGCAACUUUUACGUUUGUCAACGACUGCGGGUUCUCAGUUUGGCCUGGAAUCACUCCGUGGCCUUAUAUCAAUAGUACUGGAUUCGAGUUAAAAAAGGGCAAUUCCCGAUCUCUUCAACCUCCCGAUAACUGGGUAGGUCGUAUCUGGGGUAGGACUGGUUGCGGAUUCAAUGAAUCCGGUAACUGGUCAUGCGCCACCGGUGACUGUGGCACUGGGCAAGUGGAGUGCAAGGGAAACUCAUAUACACCACCCGUUACAACUGUAGAUAUCAACAUCGGUGACCCUAAAGGCUUGAACUUUUAUUACGUCAGCCUUGAAGAUGGCUACAACUUGCCAAUUCUUGUGGAGACAACUGGUGGAUCUGGUUCUGGGUUACGUAGUUGUGCGAAGACAGGUUGUGUUGAUGACUUGAAUCAAUGGUGUCCAACUGAGUUGACUUUGAGUGGUGGAGGAGCGUGUCAGACGGCUUGCCAGGCGUUUGGAUCACCAGAAUAUUGUUGCACGAUCUCGAUAUCAUCAACAGGCACGACAUGCAAACCGACGACGUACGCUCAGUUGUUUAAAUCUGCAUGCCCGAGAUCUUAUAACUCUGUGUUUGAUGAUUUGAAUACUAUAUAUAGAUGUAAUGGUGCUGAUUACAGUAUCAGAUUUUGUCCUGCUUCCGAUUCAUUUUCAACGAUCAAACAUGGAAGCCAACUCAACUCUACAGAUCAACUUGUUUCCAUCGGUGGGAAUUUUACGUUAGGGUUUUUCAAUGAGGAUUAUAGUUACUUGGGAAUUUGGUACACUAAUGAUGUUGAAUCUAGGAAAGUAUGGGUAGCUAAUCCAAAUACGCCGAUCAAAUCCACUUCAGGUGCCCAUGCCCUCUCCAUUGAUGUCAAUACUGGAGACUUGAUCAUCAUUGCAGGAGGGAGAACUCUAAUGAGUAUUACCAAUGUUCAAAUGGGUCCAAACCCUAAUGUGACUGCAAUCCUCGAAGAUAAUGGUAAUUUUAGGUUGAUUGAUGAAACUGAUAAAAGGGUUUUGUGGGAGAGUUUUGAUCACCCAACCAAUGUACUUUUACCUGGUAUGAAGCUUGGAUAUGAUAUCACAACAGGGAAGAACUGGACCUUGACUUCUUGGGUGAGCAAUGAUAUACCUUCUUCAGGAGCUUUUACUAUGAGCUGGGAGCCCAUUGAAGAAACAUCCGAAAGAUUGAUGAUUCGAAGACGAGGAAAACCCUACUGGACUAGUGGGAAUCUAAACAAUCAAGUAUUUCAAUAUAUGGUUGCAUUGAACGCCCCAAGUAGCAAGUCUAGAUAUCACCUUACUUCUGUAUACAACAAUGAAACACGAUACUUUAGCUACGAUGGCAAUAUUAGUGCUACACCAAUGUGGAUUUUGACGGAGAAAGGUCAAAUUACAGAUAUAGAUAACUCUUUUUGGACCCCUGAGUUUUGUUAUGGGUACGAUUCUAGUAAUGGUUGUGUGGAGUCGAGUUUACCACAGUGUAGGCGAGUGAGUGAUAAUUUUAGUAAAAUGAACGGAGAUUUUGCGAAUGACAUGACAAGAAGUGCUAUCGAUGAGGACACAAACCUAAGCAUUAGCGAUUGUUUUGUUAAGUGUUGGAAAGAUUGCAGCUGUGUAGGAUUUAGUAGCAGUAUCAUCAAUGGAACUGGCUGUGUUAUAUGGACUGGAAGUAAUAACUUUUUGGUUAAUCCUCGUGAUAACUCUACGUCAAAGUAUGUGAUCAACCAUAAUCCAAUCAGAUCAGGUACAUUAAAUGUUGUUUAUUUCCAAUUGUUUUUUCAUCCAUUAAUAAACAUCUUUGAACCUAGAAGUCACUAUGCAGUAAACAAAACCAAAAAGAGCAAGAACAGUGUAUGGAUACUCAAUGGGAUUGCCAUUCUUCUCAUUUUCUUGUGUUUUGGGUUUUUCUUUUAUAUAAAGAAGAUAAAAGAUAGUCGAAAAGAAUACGAGAGACGGAAGAGAGAUGAAUAUUUCGUGGAUUUGACCACUUCUGAAAGCUUCAAGGAUGUACAUCAGGUUGAAACUAAUGGUAGGAAAGGAAAUUACUUGUUACUAUUUAGCUUUAGUGCUAUCAUGGCUGCUACUGAUGACUUCUCAGUUGAAAAUAAGCUUGGACAAGGUGGUUUCGGACCUGUUUACAAGGGACAACUAAGUGAUGGACGAAAAAUUGCAAUCAAAAGGCUUUCAAGAACAUCAUGCCAAGGGCUGGUGGAAUUCAAGAAUGAGCUAGUCCUUAUCGCGAAACUCCAACAUACAAAUCUCGUUCGGGUUCUUGGUUGUUGCAUUCAUGGGGAAGAAAAGAUGUUAAUAUAUGAAUAUAUGCCCAACAAAAGUUUAGAUUUCUUUCUCUUUGAUGAAAAUAAAAAGGGACAGCUGGAUUGGCCUAAGCGGUUUGAUAUUAUUGAAGGAAUUGCUCAAGGCUUGUUAUACCUACAUAAGUACUCGAGAAUGAGAGUUAUUCAUAGAGAUCUAAAAGCAAGUAACAUCCUUUUAGAUGAGACUAUGAACCCCAAAAUUUCCGAUUUUGGUAUGGCAAGAAUGUUCAAGCAUAAUGAGACCGAGGCAACCACUAAGAGGGUCGUUGGAACAUAUGGUUAUAUGUCUCCGGAGUAUGCAAUGGAAGGCACCUUCUCUAUUAAGUCCGAUAUCUUCAGCUUUGGAGUCCUAAUCUUGGAAAUUGUUAGUGGAAGAAGAAAUAGUAGCUUCGUUCAUCUUGACAGGACAUUUAAUCUUAUUGGAUAUGCAUGGGAGCAAUGGCAACUAGGGGAUGCCUUGGACUUGAAGGAUCCUAAAUUGGGAAAUACUUUUGUUCUACGACAAUUCUUAAGGGUUGUGCACAUAGCCCUUCUCUGCGUACAAGAAAGUGCAACAGAUAGGCCAACAACAUACGAUAUGAUUUCCAUGCUCCUCAAUGACGCCACACCAUUACCCAUGCCAAACAGACCGGCAUUUGCUAUCGGAAGAAUGGAAUCACGGUCAAAUUUUGGUGAAACCAAAGCAACGGAUUGCUCUGUAAACAAUAUGACCAUCACUGUCGUAGAGGGGAGAUAG